Messenger RNA from Mytilus trossulus (common blue mussel), 3576 nucleotides. Its product is annotated as QRFP-like peptide receptor. NCBI's taxonomy places the organism in Eukaryota, Metazoa, Mollusca, Bivalvia, Mytilida, Mytilidae. The transcript has 3 exons. Gene Ontology annotation, biological process: G protein-coupled receptor signaling pathway. Gene Ontology annotation, molecular function: G protein-coupled receptor activity. The record is from RefSeq and is a predicted model, not a curated record. The coding region runs from base 189 to 1331 and encodes 380 amino acids. Gene Ontology annotation, cellular component: plasma membrane.
ACUCGAUAUCGACAGUUAACGAUACUAGUGGAGAACUCUGCAGUUGAUCGAUAUGUGUCGGAAAGAAUUGUUGUAAAACAUUUAGUCAUUAUCAGAAAAUGCAUGUACUAUAGAAAGUCAUACGACAUAAAAACGUUAUUUUAUUCAAAGUUACACAGAAUUCUUGAGAUUUUUUUUAAACUGGAUGAAUGCAGGAAAGAAGUGACAAUGAGUUACAUAAGGUCGCGGAUGGGAAGCAUGUUCUUGGCAUGGAUCAACUUGCAGAUUGGUUUGCUUACAAAGACCUAAUAUCGCGAAACAACUUAACAUGGAAUCGUGACUCGCCAUAUAACUUUUCUGAUCCUGGAAGUGUUUUUGAAGAAUUCCAGAAAGGACAAUUCACCAUCCAUGAAUAUUCAACAAUAGUUCUGCUAAGUUUGUAUGUUAUUAUUUUUUUUAUCGGACUUCUUGGAAAUGCUCUGAUCAUCGUCACAACGAUAAGAAAUGGACAAUCUCAACAUUCUAAAAAUUACUUUUUGAUAAAUUUGGCAGUUGCUGAUUUAGCAGUGACCUUAUGUUGUAUGCCAACAUCGUUAGGAACCAUCAUCUACAGAAUAUGGAUAUACGGCAAAUUCCUGUGCAAGUUUGUUGCCUUUUUUCAAGGAGUAGCAGUUGCUGUCAGUGUUUAUUCUCUAACAGCAAUGAGCAUCGACAGAUAUUUGUCUAUUCAAAAUCCGAUGGCAUCAAGAAAAUUCAUGACAAAGCGACAAUGCCUGAUCAUGAUCGCAGCCAUGUGGAUUAUAUCAGUCUUGUUUAUGGGUCCAUUGCUGUACAUUAAAACGGUCGACACUAUUGAAUUGGAUAGCUUGCCGUCUGUCGACUUUUGCAUCGAACAAUGGCCACAAGAGCGAGAUCGUAAAGCAUACGUUUUGUUUUUAUUGUUUGUGGUAUUUCUUAUUCCCGGUGUAACUCUGGCCGUCUGUUACUCGCAUGUUGGACGCGCCCUCUGUUCAAAGGACAUGACACGUGAAGGGUCUGAUACAAGUACACGUGGAUUGUUUUCCAGGAAGAAAGCUGCCCGAAUGAUCAUUAUUCUCAUCAUUGUGUUCAUGUUGUGCUGGUUGCCUUAUAACAUUGCGUCUCUUGUAUCUGAUUUGUCAGAUGACUUUGUCCUUAUCCUCCUUUUCUUCACAUUAUGGCUUGGACAUGCACAUAGUGCUAUCAAUCCUGUCAUGUUUUGGUUGUUGAACAGGCGUUUUCGGGAGAAAGUACGAGUUUUGGUCAAAUCUGUCAAAAAGAAUACAUUCUCCUGUACCUCAACCAGUAGCAUGUCUUUGCCAGCCUACGUAUAGAACACUUAGUGAGGACAGUAUAUUUAGUAAAGGUGAUCUUUACAUGUUAAAACAAUCAAAAUUCCUCUAAAUUUGUGUUGUUUGUGACAGAUGUUAUUCAAUACUUCCUUUCGAAAUAUUACAUGUUAUGAUGUUGAAAAAAUAUAUAUGGUAUGAUUACGGUUCAAAAUCUUGAUCAACAAGCAAAUCAAGAAAUUGAAAAGGUUAAUCUAUAAAUUAAUCAUAAGAAAAACAAAUUCCUUUGCGUUUAAAUUUAAAUUCACAUAAAAUUUCUUUAAAUCAUCUUUCACGAUGGACAUCGAAAUUUACGUACAUAUUCAAAUAUCUACGAAACUUUACGACUGUUCCAUAUAUAUAUAUAAGUUAACUUAUUUCGUAUGACAGAGAUUGCCCUUUUUUCAUAUAAGAAACAUUUAGGUAAUACGAGUAAUAUAAUCAUGUAGCCAAUGAAAGUUCAUUAUUUGAUUGAAGAUUUAACAGAAAAAGAUAACUCUUGAAGUUUAUACACAUAUGAUCUCCCGAUAAGCUUUAGCGAGUUGUUUAACCAAACCCACCAGAACAUUUGUCAAAUAUUUAUCAACAAAUACAAACUCUUUACAAUAAUAGAACAAAUGUACAACUAUUCAUGUUAAUGUCUAAGUCUUUCUCAAUAAUUAACUUGAAUGGAACUUUAGAUCGCAAUGUGCUGUCAUUAAGCUUGAAUCAUAAUUCCAAUGUAUCGAUAAUUUAUGAUAUUCUAUUCGGGAACGAUUCUUUGCAAUUGUGUGCUAUCAAUUCCAACUUUUUCUAUUCUUUUUUUAACAUGUUAAUUAUAUUUUGACUACAGCCCAAAAAAGGACCGUUUGACAAAUAGGAAAUAUCAGUGAAGAACCUUAAAGAACUUUUUUCGAGAUCAGAGUAUGUUUUGUAAAAUUUCUACCCGGUUAGAUAGAUAUGCCUUAUAUAUUUUUUAUACAAGUGUCAAUGAACUCCAAUUGUAAUUUAAGAACUUGUUUUAUAUAUUUUAUAAUCCAUAAACUGAAGGUGCUACAGUAAAUGUAAAUGUUUUGAGAGUAAACAGGUCAGCCAAAUGUUUAAUAGAAAUUCAUACAGUAUUUCGAAAGUAUAAACGAUUGAAGUGUGACUGAUAGGGGAAUCUGAAUUUCUGUAGGGUGUUCUUGUUCUUAUGUUAUACUUUUUAUCGCUAUUUUGUGCAUUUUACCUUUGAUCUUUUUGUGUGAUAAUGUUCAUAUCAUGCUUCUCGCUUGAUAUGGAUAAAUUAUCGCUAGAAACUAAGGAGGCCACGUGGCGUUGCUAACGAAAUUGACAUUGAAAUUGACAACGUCGUCAUAGAUAAAAUAGCGAUAAACAGAUUAUCAUUGGUCAUCUCAACUCGAUUGCUUUUCUCGCUUUCGCUGUACCAGCUCAAGCGAGAAAAUCAAUCUCGUUGGGAUAAUCAACGAUAAUCUAUAAUUCUAUAGCAUCUUAAAUGCCGAUAACGACGUGUUCAAAAGAUAAAACUUUAGUGGCAUUGAAAAUGAUAAUACAACAUACUUUGUUUUGUGUAUUUUAUUGUGACUUUGUUGUGAAAUGUAUUAAUUUAAAAACCAUGCAGUAAAUGUAGCAAAUUACUCGACAACAUAUAGGUAUAGUUCUGACAUUUGUUAGUAAUACGAUUAGGUGUUAAAUUUAUUCUGGUCGGCGAUUUUGAUUAUUUACAAUUUCUCGUAGUUGUCAAAAAAGUAUUUUAAUUUUUGAAAUAGUACGUUUAAGUGACUUGUGGAGAACAAUUAAACAUAUAAAAAAGACACAGGAAUUUAUAUGGUUACAUUGUAAACUGUUUAUGUGAGCAAAUUAGGAGGCGUAAUCAGCUGAUAGAAACCGUGUUAUCAUUUAAAAACUUUAACCAUCCAAUAAAAUAGUAACAUCAUGUGCCUGUCAUACAAGUGAGAAGUUUUGCUAUUUAUAAAACCAGAUUUAAUCCACCAUUAUCCACAUAAGACAAUGCCUGUACCAAGUCAGGAAUGUGUCAGUUGUAAUGCAUCCGUUUGAUACGUGACUUUUAUUUUUGAAUUUUCAUCGGAGUUCAGUAUUUAUGUGAUAUAACUUUUUUCCUAUUGAAAGAAUAAAAUGCCAAUCAAAUAGAAUCAUAAGAAGUGUAACAAUAUUCAUAAAAUCUUAUAACGAUUCCAUAGUUUGAGGUGUUUAAUGCCGAAAGUGCUCGCUUAAGUAGAUUCUCUGUAACUAAAUUAAGGUUAAAACAUUU